AUAUGAAGGCAAUUAGGAAUGAACAACAAAAUACUGACAUUGCUAGAAAUGUCCAAAUCCUGUACAGGACUUAAUUGUAAUUAGUGAACAUGGUUGAAAACAUUUUCCAACAAACAUGGUUCCAAUCUCAGAAUGAUAUAGAAAAAAUACUUUUCUCUUAGUGGUUAAAUUCCUUCUCAGUUGUGGCUUUUGAGAAAGAGGGUCGUUUGUGACAACCCAUAUAUCUCCAAAUGGAUUUUAAUGAGGAAACCUAAAUAUGGAAAAUAACAAAAAUACAAUGUUAAUGCCCAGUUAUCAUUAAAUUGUGGCCCUUCAAUACAAUAGUUGGAGAUUUGACAACAAUCUGGUCAACAAAAAGAAAUGAUAGGGUAUAUAUUCUAUUGAUCAUGAUUAUAGAUUUUCUUGAAUUUGGCAUGACCUAAUGCCAUGAUUUGACCUCAGUACCUCUUGCCUUCAGUUUUGCCAGAGUUCCUUAAUGCUACACUUGGCCUAAUACUGCCUCGAUGUCAAGAGCUGUAACUCUCACCUCAUAUCUCAGAUUGAGCUCUUUGGUUAUUGUUUAAACUGAGUAUGAAUUGUGGUCUGAAGCCACAAGUGAGCAAAUCAAUGGCAAUUGAAAGUUGUUUACUAGCACUGUUGAUAACACCUUUGAUCACUGCUCAUGUUUGAGAGCCAACUGGUUGGGUGAUAGGAAUCUAGAUUCAAUUUGUUGUUUUUGGCAGAGCAUGCCUGGCAAUGUUUUCACAUUGCUGGGUAUUGUAUUGUAUUGUAUUGUAUUCCUUUAUUGUCAUUCAGACUUUUCAGUCUGAAUGAAAUUUCGUUUUGCCUUGCAGUCAUAACAUAGAAUAAAAUAACAAAACACACAAUAAACACAGAUUUAACAUCCACCACAGUGAGUCUACCAUCCACCUCCUCACUGUGAUGGAAGGCAAAAGUCUUAACUCCUUGUCUCUUCCCUCCUUGUUCUUCCUCUGCUCUGAGGCGAUCCAGGCUUCCGAUGUUGGGACCCCACCGGGUGAUGGUAAGUAAGUCCCACGGCUGAAUCCGAGCUCCGCGAACGGGCCGAUUCAAACUCCGCGGCCCGGGGCGGUCGUAGCUGCCGAAGCUGCCACCUUCCAGUCCAGCGGACGAACCCGCUGUUGCGGGUGCUCCGGAGAACCGGUCACCAACCUGGGACCUGCAAGCUCCCGACGAUGUCUUCCACUGGGCCCGGGGCCAAGUCCACUGGGCCCGCGGCCGAACCUCUGAGGCUCCGAAGUCGGGUCGCCGCCGCCGCAACGCCACCACAGCCCCGAAGUCGGCCAGCCUCACGUUGAAUACUACAGCUGAGGUGGGACAUCUACAAUGUGGGAAGUUACAAUGUAUGAAACUUUUUUCAGUGAUUAAAUAUGGCUGGAAGUGAGAAGGAACCCACCAAUAAUAUAACAAGUGAAGAUACAAGUCUAAUGUCUGAAGAACCUCAAGAAUUAAUUAAGGAUAUUGAAGAAACUUUGGACGAGGAAAGAAUAUUGAAACCAGAGGAAACUCAAGCUUCAACUCAAGUUUCCUCUGACCCUGAAUAUGCUGCAGAGAGUGAAAGAAUUUCAUCUCCUGAAGAGACUGGACAGACUAUUAAUAAUAAUGUGAAUGGAAAUAAAGACACGCCAAAAGAAAUUGACAUUAUUGAUCAACAGAAUGAAAUAGUGCCUGAAGAUGUAGACUCGGAAAGUUCUGAACAGCACUUCACUCCUCCACCACCUGAUGUUGAUACACAAUCAGAUGAACAUACGGAAAACAUACAAGAUAAUGAAAGUGAAGAACAAAUUAAAGUUGAAGAUCAAUUGGAUCAGGUUAAACCAGAAAACCAAAGUCCACCACCAACCCCAAUAACAGAUCAGCCUCAGUCUUCCCCAGAAAAGAUUCCAGAAUCAGAGAGAGACACGAGGUCCCUGGAUACAGGACAGCAAACAAAGGAUGAUUUAGGAUUGGUUGGUCCUAAAACAGAUAGAGAGGAGCGGCUUGCUUCUGCUCCUCCAAGGCUGGGUACCGAUGAGAUGUGCCAAGUGGACACAAUAUUACAGGAUUUAUGGCAUUGUGCAGUGGCAGUAGGAACAGACAUUCCUCUGACAGAAUGUCAGACAGACCCCUCAGUGGUUGAUACUGCAAUUUGUGACACUGUGUUUGAAGAACACUCCUACAUUAAGCAAAAUUCUUUGAACUUAAUAUGGUCUUUUGGAAUUAAUAAAGAUUCUCCAGUAUAUGCUCUGCAUAUUGACAACAGGAGGUUAAUCCUUUAUGCUUCUUCGCAUACUGCAGUUAUGAAUAAUUUUUCAAUUACCCGUCAACAUCUAUUGCAGGGUCAUUCUAGCCUCAUUUCAUGUAUAGCUGUGUGUGGCAACAGGAGAUGGAUAGCAACAGCAGACCAAAGCUCAGAGAGUUUAGUUAUUGUAUGGGACACUUUCUCAGGUAUACCUGUACAAACACUCUUUGACUGUCACCCUGAGGGUGGAGUUGGAGCUUUAGCAAUGUCUCAUGAUGCCAAGUACCUUGCAACAAUUGGAACAGGGACAAUUCAGCGAGUAUGUAUAUGGGACUGGAGUUCAGAAAAUAAAGGAUCACUUUGUUCUGUGGACCUGAGUCCUGCCUUUGAUCCUCAGACUUUUGUAGCAUUUAAUCCUGAAGAUAACACCGAGCUACUCAGCAACAACAAAACUGAAGUUGUAUUCUAUAGUUGGAAAGCGAACCAACUGGAAUUUGCAUCGCCAAUUCUUACAGAUGAAACAUUUAACAAAGUUGUGGGAAUCUACUGUCAAUCAGUUUUCCAUCUUAUUCCGUCACAAGUACUCACUGGCACUUCUGCAGGGAAUUUGGUUAUCUGGGACACUGUUGGUACAACUCAUAGCCAAUUUGAUGCAAUGAAAUUAUACAAGAAAAAACCUUUAAAACUCGUGAAUCUACAGAAUGAUGGUAUUACAGUGGUCGAGGUAAUGGACAGGUACAUUGUGACUGGUGAUGUCAAAGGUUGCAUCAGGUUUUAUGAUGAAGAAAUUUGUUUACUUAAUUGGUACAGUAAUUUACACUUGGGACCCAUCCAUUCAAUUUCCUUCUCCAGUCAACCAGCUAGCAAAGCAAAUGCGAAAUCCUCUUACCCGUCAGAGUCUACCAUCAAAGCUCAACAAUUUGUUGUCAGAAACUUUGUUGUGUCUACAGUUGAUGCUACAGUGGCUCAUGUAACUGGAGACGGGUGCAAGCUUGAAAUGUUAAUGCAAGAGCACAGUGCAGCAUUGCAUGCCAUAGCAUGUCAUCCCUCUCUUCCUCUCAUUUGUAUGGGAAGCUAUUGCGGACUUCUGAAAGUCUGGGACUAUGAGAACAAGGAACCUGUUUGCAGCAGGCUGUUUGGAACUGGGAACUUUAUUCAAUGUGUGACCUAUAAUAAAGCAGGUUCACUGUUGGGAGUUGGACUUACUGAUGGAUGUGUUUACAUCCUUGAUGCGCUUUCUUUGAACAAUGAGCGCUCCGAACCUUUCCAGUAUGCCAAAGAUGCUAUUACUGACAUUGCCUUCUCACAUGACUCAAGAUACCUGGCAACAGUUGAUAGUAAAACCACAGUGACAGUGUUUCAUUUUCGCAAUAAUUCUUGGAUGUAUUUAGGAAGGCAAAAUGCACACUUUAAACCAAUUAAAACUCUCAUGUUCGGGAUAUAUUUGGAUGAUAACCAACCCAGACUAUUGUCUCUUGGAGAGGACAGGGUACUGGUAGAGUAUGAUCUGAAAAAUAGUACUGAGGUUGAUUUGCGGAUCUUGAGUAGUGAGAGAAUAGAACAAAGUGCGAUACCCAUGUGCAUGGCCUGGUAUCCACCGAUCACUAAAGAGAGUUUCAUUAUAACAGCCAACGACCAGUAUAAACUAAAACUCUACAACGCCACAACCAACAUGUGCAGAAAGACAGUAUUGGGUCCGAUCUAUGAAUCUCCUUUAAAAAAAAUUAAGAUCCUCCCUUUCUCAAGCACCAAUGAACCUAAAGUUGGUUAUUUAGCCUAUAUCACAGAUAACAAGGUGGGUUUACAAACCCUGCCGUUGGAUGGAAACCCCCAUAAAUCCUGUGCACUCAUCUGCCAUGGGAGUGUGGUGACUAAUAUUGCCUGCUCAUAUGAUGGUGGUUAUAUUUUUACAGCAGGAGGAGAUGAUUGUACUGUACAUAUGUGGAAAGUUGACCUGGAGGCUCAUGAAGCAGUAAUUGCACUUGGAGGCGAGGAUUUGAUACCAUUUUAUGGUUUAUUGGAAGGUGGAAGAGAUGGUGAAUUAUUUAAGGAGAUGGAGAACUAUUUCUAUUACUCACAAUUGCGCUAUCAGCAUAUCAGUACCAGGGAGACCAGGAAGGUCUCGACUCAUGUUCCCCUGCAGGAAAUUCCAUUUAUCAUGAGGGCACUGGGAUUCUAUCCCACAGAGAAAGAGGUUGAGGACAUGCUGAAUGAGGUUAAGUUCAGUAAAUAUGUGGAAACAGGAAAAUAUGUAACACAUAUUGAUGUGGGUGAUUUUAUUAAACUGUAUAUAAAUCAUCGUCCAGCUUUUGGUAUAUCUGCUUCAGACCUGGAGAAAACAUUUGAUAUUCUUGGUUAUCAAAAUGAGAAGGAAGAAAAAGCAAUCGCCUUAGAAGAGUUACUACAAUUAUUACAAACUAGAGGUGAAUGCAUGUCGGAGGAAGAAGUUGCAGAAACACUCUCCACACUGCUCGGCUUGAAUCCAGAAGGAGGAAGUUCCGAAUUUGAUGCCAAAGAUGCAUCAAAAUUGCUCGGACAGCAACUUCCGCAGGAGAUGACAAACGAAGUUUUUGUCUAUGAGGUAUUGGGGUUUCCCCGCAAUAUACCUGUAUCCCCUUGUGAUGAGGUGAUGACUAUGACUGCAGCUCCAUCAACAUAACUACAGAAUGAAAUGUGGAAAGAGAAGCUGUUACCAUUGAUUGUCAAAGUCGCUUUGUGAGAACUGUUUGUGAGAGCAUGUUCUUUUUGAUUUCGGAUUUUUAGCAUCUGCAGUUUUCUAGUGUUCACAAGGUGAAUUAUUUUUGUUUGAAAAUAUUUGUAUUCUUUAAUUUUAGCUUUCAAAUAUAAACUAUUAACUAAACCCAGAAAUUGUUUGAAUGUUUGUUGAUUUAGUACUUCAAUCUAUGCCAAUACUAGAUGUUGCAAUUUUACGUAAAUAUAAAGUUCUUGGGCCUUAACAUUUGUUGCAAGUCAAGAUUUCUGAAGUUAGAUGAUCUACAUAAAAUGUUGAGAAGAUUCAGAAUAUUAAGUGGUGAGAAGGACCCAAAUGAAAAACUGUACAAACGGUAUCAAUUUCAUUUGUAACUCUUGCAAACAUUAAAUAAAUUAGAGAAUGCCCUAGCAUUGCUUUGCUUCCAAUGCAGAUUCAGAUUCAGAAUAUUUUAUUGCCAUAUACGCAUGGUGCAAUUAAAUUCUUGGUUCGCAUCAAGUUCAUAGAUGUGUAGGGUCGAGAUGGCCUGUUUCCGUGCUGUAAUUGUCAUAUGUAAACAGUAUACAUGGUAAUGAUGAAUACAGUGAAAAAGACAACAAUGAGUGCAAAACAGCAGAAGAUGCAAAGAAUGCAGUUCAAUCUGGAGUAGUGUUAAGAAAUAUUAAAGCACAAUAACAGAACGAACAACUGAGGUGGAGGUAAGAGUACAUGGCAACACUGGGAGGGGUCGUGUGAAAGUGAUGAGCAGUUCUGGAGUCUGACAGCAGUGGGGAAGAAGUUGUUUUUAAGAUCUGGAUGUCCGGGCUUUUAAGCUCCUGUAUUUUUGCCCAGAAGGUAGAAAAGAGAAAUAAAGAAUGUUCACCAAUCUCUAAAGGUUCAGGCAGUCAAGAGCACAGGAUUGCAGUUGCCAUAUCUUCAUGUUGAGGUGCAUCCUGUAAGAAUACUUAGCAGAGGUUUAAUAGAAUCCUUGUGGACAUGCCUAUUUUCUCAGACGCCUACAAUAGCAAAUACACUGAUGUGUUUUCUUGAUCACCACAUCAAUGUGAAAGGGACCUGGUUAGGUUGCAGGUGAUAUGGAUGCUCAGGAAUUUGAAGCGUUUGACCAUCUCUACGUCAGUGUCAUCGAUGAGGACAACAUUUAGUUCACCUUCCUCCAUCCUCCCACACAGACUUCUUCAAUGCAGCCAACUCUGUUAUCUUUCCCUUUCACUACAUUCAGCUCUGGGUCACCUUGAUAAUUAGAGCAACUAUGUCAGGAUUUCUUCAUUGACUACAGCUCCGCUUUCAACACGAUAUUACCAAAUAAACUUGUCUCAAAACUUCUAGACCUAGUCUUUGGAGCCUCCAUCUGCAACUGGCUUCUGAGCUUCCUGAAUGGCAGACCUCAGUCAGUUAGAAUUUGUCAUAACAUCUCCUUUAAACUGAUCCUCUGACCCUGAACAUUGAUGAACCUCAGAGUUAUGUGCUCACGUCCCUGGUGUAUA
Messenger RNA from Leucoraja erinaceus (little skate), 6433 nucleotides. RefSeq names its product cilia and flagella associated protein 251 (gene cfap251). The record is from RefSeq and is a predicted model, not a curated record. Gene Ontology annotation, molecular function: protein binding. NCBI's taxonomy places the organism in Eukaryota, Metazoa, Chordata, Chondrichthyes, Rajiformes, Rajidae. Gene Ontology annotation, cellular component: sperm flagellum.